UUCGGUGUAACUUGAAACUGUCAAAACUUCGAGAGGAAGGGGAAAUUCCAUCUGUUCCCACUCCCGGUUCACUACGGGAUCUCGGGAAAAAAUCUCUAAAGAUGGAAAUGUAGCCGAAUCUAAAUAAAGAUGAAUUUGUUAUUUGUUGAAAACUAAUCAAUUCGGUUGAUGCACGAGUCGAUUCCUUUAAGCAAGCUUAGAAAAAAGGUGGAAUCAUUCAGAUUAUUCACUUGGUCAACAAUAAAAGGUUGUGGAAAGAAGACGAUACUAAUGAAGAACAAGAAUGUAGGCGUGAUCUAUCAGUCUAUACUAUAGUGACCAAAGGGCGUGGCUAAUGAUAUCUAUUAUUUUGUAGUCUGCUCCAUACGUCAGUGAUGGUGUAUGACUGGUUGCCAGGCUAACCGGCAGAAUUUGUGUAUGAAAAUCAAAUAGUAAACAUUUGAUACGGUGACUGCGAAUCUUGAUUGACCUGUUUUUGAUUAUCUGAAAUCUGAAGGCUAUUCAGAGUGAAAGGGAGGUGAAGCAGAAUCAAUUUUUGGAUUUGCUAUGAGGAGUUCCAAUCUGUAACAAACAACCUUGCUGUGCGUGCGACAAUCUUGUUUCUAAUCGGUAUUUCCCGCAUUCUGAAUUUGUUAUAGCCCUUCAAAUCCUUCAGAAACGCCCAAAGAAUAAUGUCUGCAGGACGUGUGUUUGUAUAUGGGGGUAGAGGGGCCCUGGGAGCCAAAUGUGUUUCUCAUUUCAAAGCCAACAACUAUUGGGUAGGAUGCAUCGAUCUAGGAGAGAAUUCUGAGGCUGACUUCAAUAUUCUGGUCAAAAAAGAAGAGUCUUUCCAGCAACAGGAAUCCAGCAUCUUGUCAUCUGUAAGCUCAGCUUUAAAUGGUGCCAAACUAGAUGGCAUCUUCUGCGUCGCUGGAGGAUGGGCAGGAGGAAACGCUACCAAGGAUCUGGUGAAGACAGCAGAGUUGAUGUGGCAGCAAAGUGUGUGCAGUUCUUUGAUUGCUGCAGCUAUUGCGGCACAUCAUCUCAAGGAUGGGGGAGUCUUGCAGCUCACUGGGGCGAAGGCAGCUUUACAGCCUACACCAGGAAUGAUUGGUUAUGGUAUGGCAAAAUCGGCUGUACAUCAGUUGACAAAAUCUUUGGCAGCAAAGGAAAGUGGGCUUCCAGCCAACUCUCUGGUAGCUGGCAUACUUCCAGUAACUUUGGAUACGCCUAUGAAUAGAAAGUGGAUGCCUAAGGCCGAUUUCUCUACCUGGACUCCCUUAGAAUUUGUUGCUGACUUGUUUGUGAAAUGGGUAGAAGGCAAGAAUAGACCCGAAUCUGGAGCACUACUGCAGUUGAUCACGAAGAAUUUCCAAACAGACGCGGUUCCAGUAUAAAUCAAACAAAUAGCAAACGGUGGCCAAAUUGGAUCGUCUAGAAGCGACACUAUGACUGAUCGCCAACGGGAACAUUAGAAAAAGAAAGUUAAAUAAAUGACAAUCAGUUUACACUUCAUAGCAAGCAUUAUGUUGCAUUAUGUUAACAUCGUCUUUCAUUUCUUAGGGAUACCCACGUUUGUUCUUUACUAGACCUAUAACCUCUCCUGUUAAUAUCCAAUGGAAAACCGAUGAAUUAAGAUAAGUUAAAGUUAGUAUACUAAAAUAAUUAAGCCUAAGUGAUAAUAACUGUGUUUUUUGAAGCUUCUCGUUCCCGACCAGUUAUAGGACAGCAUUUAAGACGGUCUUCUCUUAAAAUACCAAUCGAAUCACACGGACCAAGAUAAUAAUAUCGUGUAAUAAAUGUUAUAUUAUGGAUCUGUUAGAUUAUUGUUUAUAUUUUUGUUACGUUUUCGUGGACAAUAAUAAAUGUUAUGCUCAGCAAAA
Molecule: messenger RNA, 1862 nt
Organism: Acanthoscelides obtectus
Lineage: Eukaryota; Metazoa; Arthropoda; Insecta; Coleoptera; Chrysomelidae
Source: the annotation of a GenBank genome assembly